Molecule: messenger RNA, 949 nt
Organism: Pelodiscus sinensis (Chinese soft-shelled turtle)
Lineage: Eukaryota; Metazoa; Chordata; Testudines; Trionychidae
Source: RefSeq, a predicted model, not a curated record
CAUGUUCACUAUCGAUAACUGCUCCCCUCUCAGCCCCUCCCCCACUGGUCUAUAAAUGCCCAGGCAGGGCCAGUGCCCCGUCAGGCUGCACUUGGACCGACCCGGCACCAGAGCAGCUCCCCAGCGACAAUCAGGGAAGCGAGACGAUGGGCCCAGUCGCCUUCUUCAGCCUCUGCCUCCUCGGCUGCCUGAUCUUUAACCCCUCGCUGGAAGCCUCGCCCCGACGUGAGCGCUCUCUCCCAACUGGAUCGGGGAGAAAGGCCUCAGGCUGUCGCCAUGGCUGGAUGCACUACGGAGACCACUGCUUUAGGUUCUUCCCACAGAAGGUGACCUGGUCGGCGGCUGAGGUGCAGUGUCAGCAUCACCAUCCCAGUGCCCAUCUGGCCUCCAUCCUCAGUGAGAGAGAAAGGGACGUAGUGGCCCAUUACCUGAGCAUGUCGACCUCCUAUGCCCGUGUCUGGAUCGGACUCCACAACCCCAACAAGGACAGAACCUGGGUGUGGACAGAUGGCUCCCUCUUUCGCUAUGAUUCUUGGAAUCCUGGGGAACCAAACAACAGGGGAGGCAGGGAGUUCUGUGUCGAGGUGUGGGCUCACACCGGUAAGCAAAGUCUCAAACACACCUGCUCCAGCAAAGGAGCCCCAUCAGGACCCUGCGUGCACCACACAGCCCGCUGAGGGCCUGGCCUCCUGUCCCGUCUCCCUGCCUCUCCCCCGGCUCCCCCAGCUGAUCUCUGUGACACAGGAAAUGUCUGUUUCCAUGGUAGCAUCUCUAAGGUCCAAGUACCCACAUCCAACUAGUCUUCCCUCUAAUUCACCGUCCAUGUGCCUCCCAGCCCUGGCCGGUCCUACUUGUCACUGGCCAACUGCUCCCACACGCCCGGACAAGUUCACGCCCAGCCGUUUGGCCUGGGAUUGUUUAACCCCUUUCUGGCCACGGCUCACACGUC